AACGGUGGUAAAUGAAAAACUGUAAACAUGCAGGUAUGAGUAGAUUCACCUGAUGUAAGCCUGGCUAUUUUUAGGGAAGAUUCAUGCUAAGAUCGGCUUGAUAUUGAGACAUACAUGUACUAUGAUACAGCUGACCUCAUGAUGUACUAACUGUACUCUAGUGCUUCAGCCAAUGUAACCCAGUGAUCUUGCUGUAAUUUCUCUUAAAAGGACGAAAAGUUGUUAGAGGUUUCAUUGGAAGCGGUCUCAAGUCGUGUUCAGGAGCUAAAGGAAUCUAUCCAGGCAUUUCUGGUCAAGCUUGAACAUGAGCAGAUGAACUGGUAAUUUUUAAACACAUCAUCUAGAAGCUCAUUGCAAUUUAUUCAGGGAUCAACAUUUAUUGAACAACAAAACCUGGAUCGGAUAAACCCGUAUGUUUCACUAAAUGGCAAAAGGUUAAGGAUUGGUUACAGUGGUUGAUCAGAACCGGUUUGUUAAAGGUUUUGUCAAUGGCCAUUUCAUUUUGAAGCUUAUUGAUAUUUUGUGGGUGUAAUGUCUAAAUUUGUUUUAUUAUCAAAUACCCUGCCAUUUCGUUUGCAUCACUGAAGAAUAUGCCUGCUGACUUUCACGCAUAUUUGUAUGUGAGUCUCACACCUACAGAUUUAAGAAAUUGAUCUCCCACAACAAGAAAAAUUUCUCACCCCUGACACACUUAAAGUUGGUGACUGCCUUUCUUUACUCCUUGUAAUUAAACAGUUGUAUCUCAAUAAGACAAACAUCUCAGGGGCGGAUCCAGAGGGCAUGGAUUGGGUAGCUAGCCACCCCCCUUUAGAACAGCCCACCAAAAAAGCAUAAUGUGUGGAAAAACAAACGGAAAUACAUGGGUCCCAAAAAAAUAUAGAAAUAUGUGGGUUGCAAAAGCCUUGUGAAGCCAACCAGCCCUUGUCCUUCCUAAAUCGCCAUGUUUUGGGACAAACGUGGGACAACAUAAAAUAAAUUAACGUAUAGUUUGAUGGCCAAUUGGUAUCAUCCACCCCUCCAAAAAAAUCCCUGCAUCUCAGCUCUAAGACAGACUCAUAGUGCGGUCACAAAGGUGUCAAUCUCAAAUAGAGUUUACUGUACUUUGCUUUUUCUCUUUCAUUUCAGGCCUUCCGUCUUGGAUAACUAUGCCCUUCUUUCAGGUUCGAGCAGCUUAACAAUCUGGUACCAUAAAAACUUGCCUUUUGGAAUUGACUUUAUAUAGGAAAAAGUUCUUAUUGUUCUCAUUGUUAGUGAACGUUAACUUUUAACAGGUCAAGUGAACACAUUGACCAAACUACUCAAGAAUGAAAAAACACCUUCCCUCAGAAACCUGGUCUUGCUACCUCUUCUGGUACAACAAGAAGUUGAUCCUGACAUUCAGGUGCAGAUCAUUAUUGUUACAGUACAGCUUGGAGAUAAGCAUCCACGUCAACGUGCUUCAAACUCGCUAGCAAGAAAUUUAUAAAUGCGAGUACGUUUACCUAACGCACUUCAAAAACGGGCUUGCAUUAGAACUGAUUAGUAUGUAUGAGCCAGCGCAUUGUUCCUUGUUUAUUGUUGUCGCAACAGCCGCAACAAAAGGCCUAACAACGUCUACAAGACUCGCUGAAGACAAUAACAGUAGACAAGUAUUAUAGCUGUUCUUUCCUUUUUGCAGUGAAGUGAAAUUAACAACCACAUAACAUCAAAAUUAAAAUGACCAAAGAAACAUUUCCAGGAACUUACAAAUACUUUCCUUUAUUCACACAGAACAUUACAUUAAUAUUCCGCAUUCCACAACCUACUGUAAUAAUAAUUAGCAUCAUUAUUUUAUUGAUUACAAUAAGUUAAGUACAGAUAGCAGCUCUUUGUGCAGAUAAGGAAUGCUGGCAAUGCCGCAUCCAGACCUUGAGAUAAGGGGGGGGCAGUCAUCCAGAACCUUUGAUAAGGGGGGGGGGGUCUCCAAAAAAAUUUUUUUCGGCCCUUUGGGCCUCAGUUUGGUCUAAAAAUAGGAGGGGAUCCAGGCCCCCUGGGCCCCUCCCCUGAAUCCGCCACUCGCUGGUCCAGUUGUGUACGGUGCACCACAUUAACCCAUUCGCUCCUGGAGAUUUUGCCGAAAAACGCGUUUUGAAGCUAGUCGAGUGGUUUUCUGGUCACUGUCGUGCUAUAAAGAGCUAAAACUUACCACAAACCGGUUUACAGGUCGUACACUUGGCGGCCUUCUGAUCCAGAUGCAAAAUAUCAGCUUGCGAAGUUCGGGCAUGCGCAGAAAGCAAAAUUUCGACAUAGUUUUUGGGUUUAAAAGUGACACAGCAGUCUUGACUUUUACUUUUCGCUUUCUCUCCUUCCUUCUUUUUCGCUUUUCUUGCCUCAUUUUUUUUUUCUCUUGCUGGGCAUUUAGUAGGCUUCAUUUUGGUGGGAAGAGUUUUUAGGAAAGCUUUUAGGAUCUUAGGAUUAGGUGAAAGGAAAGGUAGGUGGGUAAUGGAACAAGAUUUUCAUGGAGAUUUUCAGGUUCUUGUCACGUGGUUUUUUGCUUCUUUCUCCGGUGUCCUUGACUGAAUUGUGCUCAUUCUGGUAUGGGUUGAAAGAUCUCUUCACUCUGCACAAGUUAGCGAAGAAAGUUGUCCUUGACCGUUAAAACUGAUGACGUCACAAAGGGUAGAAAGGACCUGGAUCCGCACGGGCGGUUACGGGCGGUUCAGGGGCGAAUGGGUUAAAUAGGACAAUGGAAUCAACAGCAGGAAGGAUUCAGCCAUCGUGGCAUUCUGAGCAAAUUUUUCCAUCACUGUAUAUGGCAGCUGUGAUUAAUUAGAUUACUGAAGAUAGACUUUUUUUUUCAGAAAUCAACAGACGGAAGGGUUCAAGCCUUCAACCAUGAAGUUGGUCAGCACAAUUAAUUAAAUUGUAGUUAUUGAUUGAUCAAUGCUAGAAAUUUGAGUGUCAUUAUUUUAAAGCCAUCUUUUAUUCAUGUCUUCAGUACUGUAUAAAUGGUGACCUUUUGCUUCAAGACCCUGUAUCUUUUUUUUUUUAUCUGCUAGUCCCAGACUACUUGCGGACAAAGUAUGAUCCUGAAAUAGAAGAUGCAGAGCAAAGACUGGAAACUAUGGCAACCAGCAUCCCUACUGAUCAUGCGCAGGUAAAGCAGACCAAGUGCAAAAAAGUAACAGUAACAUUUGCGGAACUGUACAGAACCCUAGUAACUCGAACUCUGAAGAGAAACAAAAAACAGUUUGAGUUAUUGGGGGUUCAAGUUAUCUGGGUGGAUUAAAUAUUAAACUUGUUUUAAAAAAAUGAAAUGACAAUAGAGCUCUAUGGCUAUGUUGAUGUGUUACACAUUUUUCAGUAUCGCCUAACAUAAGGUCCUCUCAAUUUUAAGUUAGUCACAUAACUUCAAGCAUUACAAAGUCAUGUAUUAUGAAUUACUUCAUCUCCCAUAAAACUGAUUUAUAACUUGCAGUUAAUACUGACUAUGAAUGUGAAAGUAUCUCCUCAUGCAGUUAAAGCAACAUAAUACAAAAUAGGGAGCUUUAGCAAUGACGACGGCAAUGGCAGCGAAAACGUCGCUAUUAAAAAAUAAUAAUCUUUGUGUUUUUUCAAAAUCUGUCGCGAUCAUUUCAAUUCGCUUAAAACAUCAAGUGUAGGUAAAAUGAAUUGUAGGGACCGAAUCAAAGUUCGUUGUGGUGUGUUUACUUUCUCCGUACUGACGCACCGUGAGGAAUUUCAUGUCGUAGUCGUGAAGUGACAGCAAAGAGGUGUACAAAACGUUCUUGAAUUCCUCGUUUCCGCUGCCGUCGUUGUUGUCAAAGCUCCCUAACUUUAAAAAAAUUGUUGUCAUUGUUGAUCUCUGUUAUUUGUUGUUGAAUUCCAGAAGCAGAUUGCUACCUUAAAUGAACUUGCCACCAAUCUCAUUGACCACAUCACAUCAGCGCGAGAGGACUGGGAAGGAGAACAGAGUGCAGGUAUUUCUCGCACGUGUUUUGCUGUGGACAUAUUCACCGUGACUACCUGGUUCUUAAGAUCCGGUUUAGUAUGAAUAGCAACGACAUAGAACCGGAACAAGUCGUUCACACUCAUUGGACAUCGCACCGUAGCAGUUGACCGAGAGGGUUUGACUUAAUCCCAAUCCUCACUCCUGAAUAUUUACUUCCCGUCUCAGUGGAUUCCAGUCCUCCCUCCUAUUUAUUCACUUCCGCUACGGUCCGACUGCACCAAAGUGUGAAACAGAAUCUAUCCGACACGUGACGCUCCAUUUUUGGGUUCGGGGCGGCGCAGCCUCACUCCGUCACAGAAAUGGCGCCAAAAUCAUCGUUCUUAUGUGCGAACAGAAGUCCUAUCCAGUAUGAUUUUCGUGCGGGCGCAAAAGCAAUCCCGUAUUGUGUGAACAUAGCUUACGGUCCAGUAACUGACUAAUUGUUCCAUUUGAUGGCCUAAGAAAGUCCUUUUGCUUUGUUUUGCUUUGUGUUUUUUUUUUACAGCCUCAAGAAGUUCUUCCACCGUUAAUCCCGAUCUCAAUACUCUAGUGGCUGCUGUGACAUUUGGCAAAGGUAAAUGCAAGAUUAACGUCGAGGUCGUUUUAAAACUCUCUGGAAUCCUUGCUGGUAAUUACAGGGAAGGAAUUACCGGGAAAUUUUUUGAAAGAGCUAAUGUCGUGGCUCAAUCUCAGUUUAAAGUAUGAUCAUCUAAAAUACGUUUGGUAUGCUGGCUUACCUAGCGCGGAGAAAUUGUUUGAAGUUUCUGCACCCCGGCGGUGGCGAGUCCAGAAGAGGGGCCCGGGGACUCCGCCCCUAUCUCAAGUUGUGGAUCCGGCACUGCCCGGGUGGUUUGUGUAAAUGGUAAGCACCCCUUUAAAUUUCUGACCAAUCACCAAGCGCGAAAAAUCAGAAGUGCAAAAUCGACUGAAUCAAGAGUGAUAUUUUAUUCUCGGGGUGAAUUUUAUUUUCCCUUGUGUCAAAUUCAUUAUCACAAAUUGUCAAACCCAAACAUAAAUGACAAUAAAAUUUAAACCAACGGUAAAGUUGAACCAACAACUGCGCCUCGUAACAGGUUUCGAUAUCCCGAACGAGAGCUAAACUCACAGAACUCGCCAGCGUCGCGUCAGUCAACGAAGAAAGCUGGGGGCAAUAAACGCGCGUUUGGUACUUUCUCAGGAUAUUAAAAAGCGUUCUAUUUUUUUUCCAACCGUCUUUUAUUUUUUUAUAGGACUUAAACCGGCUAAAGUCACAAAGGGAAGAGGAUCUAAAUCAGAUAAAGGUAGAAAGAAAACUAUGACCCGUUUUGUUUUUUUGUACGGCUGUUUGUAUUCUUUGGUAUCCGGUCACCUCGCCACCAAACCAUCUUGCUGCCAGCGAAAUUGCCACCAAGAAAUAUAAAAGGACAAGACUCUGAAAGAAAGAUCCAUUCACUUUAAAUUCAUAAUGAAAUUUAAGGAGACCAGGGUCAAGUUAGACUUUCAAAAAAGUCUGAAAAAAGAUCGCUCCCCUCGCAAAACUACACUGAUCGUAAAACUUGUAUUUGGGCUUGAGAAAGAAGUAACUAUCCUAGGUAAGUAAACAGUGUCAAUUAUUGCAGAGUUUUAUAUGGUGGCGAGUAGACUUCUUGGUAGUCUCCCUCACAGCCGUUUUUUGGAUGUCACACAACGCUCCUCCCUCCCCCUUUGGGGGAGCGUUGCGUGACAUCCAAAAAACGGCUGCAAGGGAGACUAACUUCUUCGUGGUGAUUCGUUGGUGGCGAGAUGGCCGUAAAAGGGUUCAUCACACGCAACUUUAAGUUAAGAAAAGUAUGAAAACAACGUGAUUGUAAUGCUUUUCACUCUUUUUAGGGCCAAAUGUCUGGUCGAAUGAUAGAUCGACGAACAAAGCUCCGAGCUCAGUGAAAGUCGACACCAAGGCGGCUGCUAGUGUCCAUCCGUAUGCUACAGCAAACAGGCCCAGCAGUCGGACGGGCCUUUAACAACAGGGACCUAGCAACGGGACUAAGCAUCCAUGUUUCGCUAUUGGAGGGCCCAGUUUUACAGAAC
Porites lobata is the source of this 5995-nucleotide messenger RNA. The record is from the annotation of a GenBank genome assembly. Lineage: Eukaryota; Metazoa; Cnidaria; Anthozoa; Scleractinia; Poritidae.